AACUAAUGCAACAGAGAAAUUUACAAUUGAGGCAGAGGGUCUCCAUUGUCCACAGAGACAAACAAAGAAUCCGAAUUGGACGUAGGCUUUGAGCGACCAGCGGCUCAUUUUGAGCUCCCUCAGCCUUUCCAUUUCGUUGAGGCGUUCCCGUCUGGGAUUGGCAGGCACUUUUGUUAAUUUCAGUAGCAGAGUCUCGUGUUGAAUAUACCAAUGGCUUGUUCGUUUAGUUUGCCAUCAACAGGCCUCCAUAAAUUUGGAUUGAGUCCUCAAAGCAGAGUUUCGCACAUGAAAUAUGGAGUUUUCACUUUGAGAUCCUCACCUGGGUUUCUUCGUGUCCGGGCUGUGCAAGAGAAUGGAGGGUCCCGCAGACUAGUUGAUAUAAUCAGAACCGUGCCAGAGCUCUCGAGGAACUACUUUCGAAGUCCAUCUCGUAGGGCUCUCUUUGGGGGAAUAUCUUUGUUGGGUGGGUUUUAUGUUGCCCAAACAAUAUCUCUGUCAUUUGGAGCUUUAGGAGUCAAUGAUGUUAUUGCUGCAGUUGUGUGUGUUCUCCUGACAGAAUAUGUAACCAAAUUUUAUUACAGCAGACCAAAAGUAACAUUCCCCGUUGCUCUUCUCAACAAUUUCAAAAUGGGAUUCACUUAUGGUCUGUUCAUAGAUGCUUUUAAGCUUGCCAGUUAGUGCCAUAUAAAAAUGGUAUUGACGAGGACCUUUUUGGCUAUGUAAAGUUCUCCAUUCUCUGUUUAUAUUGAUAUUUAGAUUAAAAGAUGCAUUUUU
Messenger RNA from Rosa chinensis, 774 nucleotides. Its product is annotated as ycf20-like protein. The record is from RefSeq and is a predicted model, not a curated record. The transcript has 2 exons. Bases 211 to 678 code for a protein of 155 amino acids. Lineage: Eukaryota; Viridiplantae; Streptophyta; Magnoliopsida; Rosales; Rosaceae.